AUGGCUGUCUAUCUCACACUCUUGAUCCUUACCGUGACUCUGCCCACAUCUCAUCUGAACAACAUUAAAAACUUGCUACAGUUUGAGGACAUGAUUGAGUGCACAUUACCAGGCAGUUCACCGCUGCUGAACUUUGCAGACUAUGGCUGCUAUUGUGGUUUAGGUGGAUCAGGGACGCCUGUUGACCAGCUCGACCGGUGUUGUUUUACCCAUGAUGCCUGCUAUGGCAAAGUAGAGACCCUUCAGUCCUGCUCAUCAGUGUUUGACAGUCCCUACACAAACACAUAUGACUACAAGUGUGAUAAGAAUACCAAAACAAUCACGUGUUUGGACAGUAAUAAUGACUGUAACAUGUUCAUAUGCAAGUGCGACAAGGCUGCAGCGGAGUGUUUUGCUCAGUCCCCUUAUAAUGCCUCCAAUAAUCAUCUGGCCUCGAGUGUUUGCAGCUCAGCUUCCAGAGAGACCAGCAGCUUUCUUAUCACUCUCACUACAUUCACAGUCACUCUCAUACUCCUACAACACAACAAAAUGCCUUGCAAUAAGUGAAAUGUGCAUGCACUGAACAUAACUGUGUUCUUUCUUGUCAUUUUGGUAAUUUAAAACCUUUUUGUGUGCCGACAACUCUUUUGCAUGUACUCAUGUUUUCCAAGCCUAAUUCUCAUGCCUUUUUGAUAAAACUGAAUUCUUCUUGUAGCAGCUGUGCAAAUUGCAAACACAUGCUGACAUUCCCAAAGAUGAAACUU
Messenger RNA from Carassius gibelio (silver crucian carp), 743 nucleotides. Its product is annotated as phospholipase A2, minor isoenzyme-like. Gene Ontology annotation, biological process: phospholipid metabolic process; arachidonate secretion; lipid catabolic process. Lineage: Eukaryota; Metazoa; Chordata; Actinopteri; Cypriniformes; Cyprinidae. Gene Ontology annotation, molecular function: phospholipid binding; calcium ion binding. The record is from RefSeq and is a predicted model, not a curated record. The coding region runs from base 1 to 546 and encodes 181 amino acids. The transcript is spliced from 4 exons.